UUCAGUCUACGAUCCACGAUCGCCGAAGCGGCAGUCCAGUCGUAGUACGUACUAGUACGAGGUAUUAACUCGAACGUGAACGUGAAACUGUGCGCGGUGUUGUUUUGGCGUGCUACGACUUCUCCUCUACGACAAUCGUGUGAAUGCACAGUCGAACCAAAGUUCAGAGUGCAACUAUACGUGAGACAGGACGUCACGACUCGUGCAUCGUCACAAUCGUCACAAUCGUCACAAUCGUCAUGUACGACGUUGCGAGUUGGAAAGCGUUUCAUGGUGAUUGGUCAUUUGUCGGUAAGAUGGUUGUGUAACGCCGCAUCAUCGAAAGAUGGGGCUGCGGGUGAUUUACAGAUCCAACCUCUGUUGUGAACUUGAACUACUGUACGCGUGACAAUGGCUGUGCAAAACAGUUUGGUAAUAGCCGAGCACAUCCGAUAGGCAGUGGUUGACCAAGGUGAUAGUGGUUGAAGAUAUAUUUUAUACCAAGGUGCUGGUACCGAUCAUUACACACGUCGAGCACGUGGAGUGGUCGAGUAAAUUGCCAAAGAUAAGUGUCACACGACGUUGCCAAUCUUCUCUAUCCUCUCGGAGUCGAGAGUGUUAAGUGCUUGUGUCUUGCCGUUGAACGCUCCUCUGAUUUUCCGGAUAAACUAUUGUGGCGGCGGUGGUGGUGGUGGUGGUGGUGGUGGUGGGUUGUAAUAUCUCUCCUCCGAGUGCCGAAAAGGGAAGUCCGAUGGCUUUAAUGACACGUGCGGGGUACUUUGGAUGAUGACGAGUCGGCUCGACAAUUCGCUGAGGGACACUGAUGAGGAAGCGAGUCGCGAUGAUCGGUUGAUUACAACCACGUGUGACCGUCGGUGAAACAGCUGAAAUAAACGCCGUGAUUGAAAAAACUGUGUGUCAAGGGAAAAUAGUGAGGAAAAGAGGAGCGUCUACUGCUCACUGGGAUUUGGAUGGCACCUGAUUUAGGCGGCAAACGAUCGCCAGGCAGAGCGAUUACUGCUGCUCAUUGCAGUGCCGGAGGGAUGCUACUUUUGCAGCACAGACGAUCCGCGGUGGGACACUCACUCGACGGCUAUCUGCAUGCUGGAAGUGCUGGGGGUCUGUCAUCAACUGCGACUGGGACUUCCGCGAGAGGAACGGUAGCGCCAACGGCUAGAACAUAUUCCUCGAGGAGGAUCAACCACCCUCGUCAAAGUGCGCAGCCCAAGGUGCUGCUUGCCUCGGCGAGGCCAAACUCUGGUAUCCGGGGUUCCGAUGAACUCGCGGCGAGACUGAUAAGCGCCCAGGACGCCUGUGACAAUUCUAACGACUCGGGCCUCGGCUUCGAAGAGCGGCAGCAGCAGCAGCAGCAGCAGCAGCAGCUCUCCAACGCCGGCUGGAGCGCUGGCGAGGAGGAUUCGAAGCGGCGCAGAAUGGACAUAAAGCUGGAAUCGGAGGACGCCAACUUUGCGUUCCCGGAAGUUCAGGCACGCGGCCGAAACGAGACGAAGACCGCUGCAAGGGGUAAUACAAAUGGUAUCGGAGGUGCUUCUAUUCCCAGAGAUAGUACGUCAAGAGACGGAAAGACGCAACUGCAGAUAAUCUGUCAGCCGGAGCAGCAGCAUAGAGCUAGAUACCAAACAGAGGGUUCACGAGGCGCUGUGAAGGAUCGGACAGGAAAUGGAUUCCCAAUAGUGCGUCUGGUCGGUUACGACAAGCCAACGACCCUCCAGGUCUUCAUUGGCACAGACCUGGGUCGAGUUGCUCCACACAUGUUUUACCAGGCAUGCAGAGUGAGUGGAAAAAACUCGACCCCUUGCGUUGAGCGCAAGGUGGAUGGUACGAUUGUCAUUGAGGUGGACAUGGAUCCGGCAAAAGAAAUGCUGGUCACCUGUGACUGCGUCGGCAUUCUGAAAGAGCGAAAUGUUGAUGUCGAGCAUAGAUUUCCCCAGGAAGCUGGCAUUCUUCAAGGGCGCAGUAAAAAGAAAUCUACCAGGUGUCGCAUGGUGUUUCGCACUACUAUUUCGCACCCUAACGGCACCACUGAAACUCUACAAAUUUGCUCACAGCCCAUCGUUUGCACUCAACCGCCAGGCAUACCAGAAAUCAGCAAAAAAUCUCUCACGUCAUGUCCAUGCACCGGUGGGCUGGAGCUGUUCGUGCUGGGAAAGAACUUCCUGAAGGAUACACGAAUCGUGUUUCACCUGGACGACGAAGAUAUGUCGAGCAGCAUGGAGCCACACUGGGAAUGCGCCGUGCUUCCUGACAAGGAAUUUCUGCAGCAGACGCAUCUGGUCUGCGUGGUUCCGCCAUACAGACGCCAAGAUCUCGAACCCAACGAGUCGGUUAGUGUGAAACUCUACGCAGUUUCAUCGGGGAAGACUAGCGAGCCUCAUGCUUUUCUUUAUACCGCUGCCUCUGCCGCUCCUGAACCAUCUGUUGGAAAAAUAGAAUCUGUUUUACCCGUUUUGACCACUACUUCAGCCGAAGCCACUCUGACUUCGUCCACAGAGGUUGUUUCUCUGACAAGCGUUUCUACGAGCUCGCUACUUUCGCCAGUGGUGACAAGCACGUCAAGUUUCGCAUCGGCCAUGGAACAGCAGCCGUCGCAGCCUCACUCCGAGCCGCAACAAGUGCAACAACAACAACAACAACAACAACAACAACAACAACAACAACAACAACAACAGCAGCAGCAGCAAGAAGUGUUGAAGAGCGAGAGCUGCCAGUCACCUCCAUCAUCGAGUUCGCCAGUAACGCCUGUAAUGAUGUGGACCACACAGUCCCAGAGUUCGUGCACAAAUGUAAUGAUGCCACCACCUCCGAUGAUUGCAAGCCCAAUACUAAGCAUUCACUCGUCUUCCGAUCUCCAGCUGAUACUCCCCGAUAACCUGAAAACCGAGAUCCUCGACGAAAGCAGUCAGAGCAGUAUGAUUAGCGAAAACAGCAUGCAGGGACUGCCGAGCAGCACAGCAACCAGCCAGCAAGCAGCGUCCCGUCCCCUGCAAAUAAGUGGCGAAGGCUCGAGGGAGGCUCCAGCAUCACUUCUGUCUGUCGUUAGCGCUAAUGUCUCAGCAGCUGUGAGUCCCUCUGAGGAGACAGCAGUUAAUCUGCUCGGGGUCGCAGACAUGAUUCGAAAUCAACAUCCGCUCGCCCUCUCUCCGCAAGAUCCCUUCAGCGUUAUGCAAGACUCUCCUCAAGUGAAGGUCCUCAGUCCACGACACAUCAAUAAAGAAUCGACGGGGCUUUUGUCGUCCGGAGACGGAGACGGAAGCUCCAGUGGACGGGUCCAGGGUGCAGGUGUCGUCGAUCUACGAAUGAAACAACAACAACAGCAGCAACAGGAUUUCUCCACCCUGACGACGUUUGCUGCAACUGCUCCUGAUCAAAGUCUACCUGCGCAAAGCGGACACAGCAUUGAGAAGUACCUGAACCACAUUGAGACUUCCCCAUCACAGAACAAGGAGCCAGAGAGAGGCGGAGCAGGAAGCGAUUUUGUGGCCAGCGUCCAGCAGCGAGGGUCAAUUAUAUCGACCGGCAGGCAACAGCAGCAGCAGGUUUCGCAACCUCCAAAUAUCCUUGCUCCGACACACGCGACUAAGAAGUUAGAUGCUUUGGUCAAUUCUGCAGCUGAAACGCACCAGCUUGGUUCACCAGUUCCAGCCUCUGAAAUCUCGACGGUGAAUCUGAUAGGGCAUGUUUCUCCGGACGCCGAGGCGAUCCAUCGACAGCAGCAGCACGACGUUAUGUCUGGAUCUCCGCAGCCAAGGAACAGUCCGCCUAUUCCUGUUAAGGCGAUGAUACUCGAGGCACUCAUGCCCGGGCCAACUAUCUCUGGACAGCCCAUGACACCUGUCAGCGUCGCUGUUCCUGCAAAUAAUGGAGCACCUGAGAAAUUGCCUGAGGAAAAUCUUCUAACGACUAUUGCCACUGCGCUUCUGCCUCCCAUGCAGGAACCACCGAUCAAUACUGCUGCUGGUACCGCCGCUUCGCCUACUUGCGUUACCACCAUUCAUCGUCCGCUGCAGGUACCAAGCGAGCCGAUUCCCUCAGCAGCUGAACAGAUCCAGCAGAUGCAGGUUCUUGCACAGCAGGAAGUGGCUGCAAUGCAGCAAGUCCAACAGGUUGAGCAAGUGAUGGCACAGGCUCAGCAGCAAGUUGAGCAGGUUGUGGCCCAUGCACAUCAGCAGGCAGUUCAGGCAGUUCAGCAGGCGCAACAGCAAGUGGUCCAGCAGGUUGUCCAGCACGCGCAGGUGGUCCAGCACGCGGUCCAGCAGGUCCAGGCAGUCCAGCACGUACAAGCGGUUCCAGCGGUGCAGCAGGCGGUUCAACAGGCUACGCAGGAGGCUGUUCAACAGGCGGUUCAGCAGGCGACCCAAGAAGUGGUCCAGCAAGUCCAGGCGGUUCAGCAAGCGGUGCAGCAGGCACAGGCAGCACAGGCAAUGCAGCAUGCGGUUCAGCAAGACAUAGGAUCGAUGCUGAGCCAGCCGGCAGGUUUUGUUGCCGAAGCGAGUUCGGCCCUGGCCAGUGGAGCAGCGCAGGAGCCAAGCCAGCAGAGGCUGACAACAGCUGCCGAACAGGCGAUAAAUUCAGUGAUAACAAACGCGACACAGGACAUAAUAAACAAUCGUCCAAUAACUACGACGACAGCGCACGCGAUCAUUGCUACAAAGAAUAUUCUCAACAGUGUUGCGACGCAGAGCGCACAGCUAAUGAACACCGCCAUGGAGGGGAUUCUGCCAAAGUCUCCGACUGGACAGGGUGCCAUGGUCGAGCAAGUUACCAACAAGGCGACAUUGCCAGUGGGCAAUUCUAGCCAAGGUGUCAGUGUGCCUGUAACUGCCAGCGGGCCUGUUAAUCCCAGCAACGCUGGACCACCUGCCAGGAAACCUGAAGAUGCUGGGGGCAUGUUGCCACAGGAAUUAACUUCUAUGUCUGAGCAUGACCUUCUCAGCUAUAUCAAUCCCAGCUGUUUUGAUCCCCAAGGAGGAUUUCUCAUGUAGUAUCGAUGUUGAUAUGGGUGCUAUAUUGGAUUACUCUAAUACACAUAUAUACUAACCCCCUCCCCCCAAAUUCGCAAAAUGAUUAAGGUGCUUUGAACAUUUACGAGUAUUGGGAUAAUUUAUUUUUAUUUUGAAACUUUGACUCGAUUUGGAAUUUAUAAAAUGAUCGUGUAUUAUUAUAUUGUCAGAAACUGCAUCCCGGUCAGCUAGGCCGGAAUAAACAUCAUACAGAUUUUU
Neodiprion fabricii is the source of this 5219-nucleotide messenger RNA. It is a transcript of the gene NFAT, whose product is annotated as nuclear factor of activated T-cells 5-like. NCBI's taxonomy places the organism in Eukaryota, Metazoa, Arthropoda, Insecta, Hymenoptera, Diprionidae. Bases 951 to 4982 code for a protein of 1343 amino acids. The transcript has 8 exons. Gene Ontology annotation, cellular component: transcription regulator complex. Gene Ontology annotation, molecular function: DNA-binding transcription factor activity, RNA polymerase II-specific; RNA polymerase II cis-regulatory region sequence-specific DNA binding; transcription factor binding. Gene Ontology annotation, biological process: regulation of transcription by RNA polymerase II. The record is from RefSeq and is a predicted model, not a curated record.